Molecule: messenger RNA, 1271 nt
Organism: Lactuca virosa
Lineage: Eukaryota; Viridiplantae; Streptophyta; Magnoliopsida; Asterales; Asteraceae
Source: the annotation of a GenBank genome assembly
UGCAAUUGGAGGAAAAAUAGGAUUCAUUUUCAUGACUUCAUGUUGACCGUACACAGUCGCUUGCAGAGGCAUAAAGGUGUUUCUGAUCCCCUUGAAGUUGUUGCUGGAGAAAUAUCUCAUGAAUCCAUUUUAUUAUGCUUAGAUGAGUUUAUGGUUAAUGAUGUGGCUGAUGCUUUAAUACUAAACCGAUUAUUUGGUCAUCUUUUUAGUAAUGGUGCUAUACUUGUUGCUACAUCAAACCGAGCUCCAGAUAAUCUUUAUGAAGGUGGACUACAAAGAGAUCUUUUUCUACCCUUCAUUGCCACAUUAAAGGAAAGAUGCAUUAUACAUGAAAUCGGUUCUUCCAUAGAUUAUAGGAAGAGGACAUCGGCUGAAGAAGGUUUUUACUUCAUAAAAAAUGAUGACUCAUCCGAUUUCCUUCUCCAAAAGUUUCAAGAAUUAGUUGGGGAACGUACAGCUCGUCCCCAGGUGGCAGAAGUUGUUAUGGGCAGAAAACUACAGGUACCAUUGGGUGCAAAUGGAUGUGCAUAUUUUCCUUUUGAGGAAUUAUGUAACAAACCACUUGGUGCUGCUGACUAUUUUGGAUUAUGUAAAAAGUUUCAUACAUUGGCUUUGGAUGGUGUGCCAAUUUUUGGGCUACACAAUAGGACUGCAGCCCAUCGGUUUGUCACUCUAGUUGAUGUGAUGUAUGAGAAUAAGGCGAGGCUGAUGUGUACAGCUGAGGGGACUCCUUUUGAUCUUUUUGAAAGGAUUGUGACUAUUUCAGAUGCCCAAAGUAGGGCACCUAGAACCUCAUCAAGGUCAAGGAAAAAUGACGAUUCUGACCUUUGUGUUGAUAAUGAACUCGGGUUUGUAAAAGAUCGCACUAUUAGUAGGUUGACAGAAAUGAACAGCAGUGAGUAUCUGGAGCAACAUGCAGAAAUGAUAGCAGAAAAACAAAAGGAUGAAGACAACAUUAAUAAUAAUAAUAAUAAUAAUAAUGUUGUUCAUGCUCAUGCUCAUGUAGUACAAAGUCGAUAGCAGCAGAAUCAUUCAUUUUCAUCAACAAUUCUUUUUUCUUUUUUUUCAUAAUUUAUGGGGGAAUAAAAUUGAUGGAUGGGAGCAACACUGAAAAGGUGAAAUUGCGAUGCUUUUGGUGUAAUAAUUAAUAUAGUUGGAAUUUGUAAGAUAUGACAUUUCUUUUUGUUGUACUUUUGAACUUAACUGUAUUUUUCGUAAAAUGUAGCUUAAUUUAAACCAUCUGACAUUGAGGGCAAUGUGGCAUCUCCUUU